CGAAGGCUUCCAUAGUUUAAAAAAAUUGUCGAUCGGAAAUAAUCAGAAAAUAUAAAAAAUGCUUGGUUGAUAAUUUGUCACAACCGUGAUCACUACUAAAAAAAAUUCAUUUUUAAAUUACAAUCGUACAAAUGUUAAUUGACACUUGUCGGUACAAAAAACGAGCACAUUUAUAAAUUCAUUUUUCCACAGCCUUUUGUAAUUUCUGAAACUUUUUAUUAGUUUUUUUUCUUGCUUUUAUUGUUUUAAAAAAAGACAGCCUCCCGAAAAAAAACGGCGGUGAUUUUUUGCUUUUAAUUAUAGCGAUACAUUUAUUCAUAAAACAAACAAAUCAUGAAAGCUCUCAUACUCGUUGGCGGAUACGGUACUCGCCUGAGGCCUCUUACUCUUACACUUCCAAAACCAUUGGUGGAGUUUUGUAAUAAACCAAUGAUAUUACAUCAAAUAGAAGGACUUGUAAAGGCUGGAGUAACAGAUAUUGUAUUAGCCGUUAAUUAUCGACCCGAGAUCAUGAUCUCACUUCUUCAAAAAUAUGAAAAGGAAUAUAAUGUAAAAAUCACUUUCUCGGUAGAAACUGAGCCUUUAGGGACUGCUGGUCCUCUUGCAUUAGCUCGUGAAAUUCUUGGAAAAGAUGAUUCACCCUUUUUUGUAUUAAAUAGCGAUAUUAUUUGUGAAUUUCCGUUUGAACAAUUAAGAGAUUUUCAUAAUGCUCAUGGAAAUGAGGGUACUAUAGUUGUUACCAAAGUUGACGAACCUUCGAAGUAUGGUGUGAUUGUAAAUCAUCAUGACUCAACGUGCAUUCAACGAUUUGUUGAGAAACCUGUAGAGUUUGUUAGCAAUAAAAUCAAUGCUGGUAUCUAUAUUUUCAAUCCUACUAUAUUAGAUCGGAUUGAGCUUAAACCUACAUCUAUCGAAAAGGAAAUUUUUCCAAAGAUGGCAGCCGACUCCCAAUUGCAUGCAUUCGAACUUGACGGUUUUUGGAUGGAUGUUGGUCAACCUAAAGAUUUUCUAACUGGCACUUGUUUGUAUCUUUCAAACUUAGCUAACAAACAACCGAAUCUCUUGGCAAAGCCUGACAGCGGAUAUAUAUAUGGAGAUGUACUAGUAGAUCCUACUGCAAAAAUAGGUAAAGAUUGUAGAAUUGGUCCCUAUGUUACUAUCGGUCCAAACGUUGUUAUUGGUGAUGGUGUUAGAUUACAAAGAUGUGUUAUAUUAGAAGGAGCGCGAGUAAAAGAUUUUGCUUGGGUUAAAAAUAGCAUUGUUGGAUGGCAUUCAACACUUGGACGAUGGACUCGUCUGGAGGGCGUUUCAGUUUUAGGUGACGAUGUUACCGUUAACGAGGAGAUCUAUGUUAAUGGCGGUUGCAUUUUACCUCACAAAAGUAUCUCCACUAACAUUACGGAACCUCAAAUAAUAAUGUAAAAAAAUUAUCAGCAGAUUUCAACUGAUUGAUAAUUUUUUAAACAAAAACUUUGCUUUAAAUGGCGUUUUUAAAUUAUUAUAUGAAGCGAUCCAUUGUUGACAAUAUUAUUGAUCUCCAUUUGUUUGGACUUAAAAAUAAUAAUUAUAAUUAUAGAAUUUUUUUUUUUUUGACUUUUAAAAUUUUUACUGGUAGCUUUCACUAUAUGAUGAUUUUUUCACUAUUAUAUAAUUUAACAAUUGCAAACGAAUGGUAAAAUUUUAAUAAUAUUUAC
Molecule: messenger RNA, 1694 nt
Organism: Rhizophagus irregularis DAOM 181602=DAOM 197198
Lineage: Eukaryota; Fungi; Glomeromycota; Glomeromycetes; Glomerales; Glomeraceae
Product: mannose-1-phosphate guanyltransferase
Biological process (GO): GDP-mannose biosynthetic process
Cellular component (GO): cytoplasm
Molecular function (GO): GTP binding; mannose-1-phosphate guanylyltransferase (GTP) activity
Source: RefSeq, a predicted model, not a curated record